AGCGGCGACGGCUGACUGUGGUCGUUGCCGGGCCGACCCAGCCGUCCGCUUUUGUUCCGGCUUUCGGUGACGCUGUGGCGUGAACUGACCUCGCUCGGGUGCAGCCGGCGGGCGGCGGACGCCUGGUCCAGUCCGGUCCCGACAACGCUGUGGGCAUGUUCUCGCGCGCGCGGCGUGAAGUGCUCUUGACAUCGGGCAGCAGAGGGACGCUCACGCAAGAUGCUGUCUCCUCCAGGUGGCUCCGGCACCCCAGCGGCGGCAGCGCCAUGCCUUCCUCCGUGGUCAAGAAGGAGACCAAGACGUACACCAAACGCUCACCAGAUGAGCCCGGCGUGGAGAUCAUCACGACCGAGACGACGGAGACGAUGGAAGAUGGCUCCACGCUGACCACGGUCAAGACGACGAAGAAGGGGACCGGCCUCGACACAUUCCACAAGGAGACCAAGAAGGCGCUCGAGGACAGCAAGCACGGAAGCCGGCGCCGGUCCUCGUCGUCCUCGUCGAACGAGGGUCACGGUCGUCACCACCGGCGGCACCGCAGCCGCAGCUCCAGUGCUGAGAAGAAGAAGGGCGGUCUCCUCUCCCGGUUCAGGCGCAGCUCAAAGUCGCGCAGUCCCAGCCCAAAGGCGUCCAGCAAGGCCAAGAAGGAGUCCAAGUCGAAGCACCGGCACCGCAGCAGCAGCAGCGGCAGCUCCAGCGACGACGACGCUCACUUCGAGGAGGACUGCAUCCAGGCGCACAACGAGUACCGCAAGAAACACAACGUGCCGCCACUGGAGCGCAGCAGGAAGCUGACGAAGUCUGCCAGAGAAUGGGCAAAACAGCUAGCGAAAGAUGAUAAAAUGUCGCACCGCAAGGACAGCUCGGACGGCGAAAACAUCUACUGCAAGUGGUCCAGUAACCCAAAACACAAGGUGAAGGGACACGAGGCGGUCGAGUCGUGGUACGCCGAGAUCAAGGACCACAACUUCACGUGCGAGCCUACCCCCGGGGUCCUCCACAGCGGCCACUUCUCGCAGGUGGUGUGGCUGAGUUCGCGCCAGAUCGGCGUCGGCAAGGCGCGCUCCAAGUCCGGCCGCGUCUACGUGGUGGCCAACUACUCGCCGGCCGGCAAUUUCCUUGGCGAUUACUGCGACAACGUGCCGCCACUGGGCGGCUUCCCCGCUGGCUUCAAGCCGAAGCGGGAGACGGCACGGGUAGAAAAGAAGACCAAGAAGAAGAACCGCAGCGCCAGCAGCGGCAGCAGCAGCGACAGCAGCUCGGACGAAGAGGAGUUUGCCGAGCAGUGUCUGAAGGCGCACAACGUUUACCGGAGGAAGCACGGCGUGCCGGCGCUGAAGCUCAACAAAAAGCUCUGCGAGUACAGCCAAGAAUGGGCGAGAACUAUGGCCAGCAAGGACACGAUGGAGCACCGGCGGGACAAGAAGUACGGCGAGAACAUCUUCUGCGUGUGGAGUGAUGACCCCAAGUUUAAGGUGGGCGGUCAGGAGGCCGUCGACAGCUGGUACAACGAGAUCAAGGACCACAAGUUCGGCAGGGAACCCGAACCGGGCGUCAUCAAGUCUGGUCACUUCUCCCAGGUCAUCUGGAAGGACAGCAAGGAGCUCGGAAUUGGCAAGGCGCGGUCCAAGAGCGGCAAGAUCAUGGUGGUGGCUAACUACGACCCGGCCGGAAACUUCAUUGGGGAAUUCGCCAAAAAUGUUCCCGAAUGUUAGGACAGCGGUGGAUCCAGGAGAGAUGGUGGCCAGCGCCGUUCCAGCGGGUGGAAUGAAUGGGGAAGAGACCGACCGCUCCCUGCGGACGGAACUGCAACAGCUGUAAUUGGACAGACGCACCUAGUGUUGUCACGUGAUGAUGGCAUGGCGAAACAUCGCCGGAUCAGGUGGAGAUUAGGGCAUUCUGAGGCGUUCCAGCCAGCGUGCGUUGAGAUGCAUGCGAUAUGAAAACGUCAAGUUGUCAUCGUAUUGUUUGGAGAGUUUUGCAGCGAGCGUUCGGAAUUGGUUCAUGUAUCAAGUGCUUGGGGCUAGGGAUGUUGUCCAGAAACUUCGCUUCCGUAAGACUGAAUUCCAGUGUUGCCUGUGCGUGUCUAUCAAGCCGUUCUUGUCAGCGUUGGCUGUUCGGAGAACAUAUUUAUCUAGGUAGAAUGUACGAACAUGUGACCAAUAAAAUAUUCCAGCUUUGUUUAUAUGCCGUGCGCAGGGACUUCAGUGAUGUUUACACAGCUGCGUAUAUACGAGCUAGCAGAAAAUUGUGCUUGGGUGUAAUCGAAGAAAACGACGGCUUUUUAACUGGUGAAGCAUAUGUACAAUCAGGAGGUUCUGACUGCUCCAACACUGAGGCCAGACAUGUCAAAUAUCGAAAGUCUGGUGCGCUCAGGAAGGACCGUGUCGUCCUCAUGCUUACUUGAUGAUGUCUGGUUUUGGUUUUAAAUAAACAAUAUUGUUUGGCG
This is a messenger RNA of Pollicipes pollicipes, 2449 nucleotides long. Its product is annotated as DNA topoisomerase 1. Gene Ontology annotation, cellular component: extracellular region. Lineage: Eukaryota; Metazoa; Arthropoda; Thecostraca; Pollicipedomorpha; Pollicipedidae. The coding region runs from base 156 to 1715 and encodes 519 amino acids. The record is from RefSeq and is a predicted model, not a curated record. The transcript has 11 exons.